UUUCAAACAAAAGCUCUUAUCAACAUUUUAUAUCUUUAUUUCGUUGUUUUUUUUUAUCACACGUGUGUAGUUACAAAAUUUCCCUCGAAAUAAGGAAAAGUCAGGGGAUAUGUGUCAUAUAUUAUUUAAUGUAGAUGUGUACCAAUUUCGUCUCGAAACCAUCCUGCUGCUGUUACUGCUGACCCGGGACGCACGUUAUACAGAAUUAGGGAUGACCCCCGAUCCACCGGCACAGUCGCGCCAUCGCUCUGCGGUAUUCCUGCCAAUUGUACCUGCCAUCCAAGCCGUCCCGGCCCUGUGUCCGGUCGCGGAAACGGGGUCAUCCAAACUGAGAACUCAGGCAAGUACACGUCUCGCUUUGAUUUACUUGCUCGCCCUGAUGUCCUCCCAAGUUUCAGCCAACGAUCUACACUAUCUACAACGGGUCACUCUAGCGGCUUCAGCGACAAUCAGGCUGACCCGGGACGCUCGUUCAAAAGCGACAUGGAUGGCUCCCAAUCCACCGACACAGUCGCGCCACCGCUCUGCUGUAAUCAACAACACUGUUCCUGCCGUCCAAGUCGUCCCGGCCCUGUGUUCGGUACCGGAAACGGAGCUGUGAGCACUCGACAUCGUCCUAGAAGAAUCCCCAGCACCGGAGUAGCCGCGGCCGCUGUUGCGGAGAGAAUGCGCUCGCUGACUGAGCGUCGGCCCAACAGCCGAACUGUCAUUUGGGCUCUAUUUACAGCGGUACAAUGGGGUCCUAUACAACAAUACUCACAUCUUCCCUCUUCUCCGGGGUAAUGAUUAAAAAAUACAAAUCUCUUACGUUAUUUUCUCCAAUUUGUUUAAAUAUUGGAACCGAAAUAAUAUAGUCAUGACUC
Molecule: messenger RNA, 863 nt
Organism: Culex quinquefasciatus (southern house mosquito)
Lineage: Eukaryota; Metazoa; Arthropoda; Insecta; Diptera; Culicidae
Exons: 2
Coding region: 110-601 (163 amino acids)
Source: RefSeq, a predicted model, not a curated record